Molecule: messenger RNA, 897 nt
Organism: Ilex paraguariensis (yerba mate)
Lineage: Eukaryota; Viridiplantae; Streptophyta; Magnoliopsida; Aquifoliales; Aquifoliaceae
Source: the annotation of a GenBank genome assembly
AUGUCUUACUGGAUAAUAUCCAAGACAUCAACCGGGCUGUGGAAUUUGCAUUCCAUGUCGAAGAAGAUGCUGUUUGGAGUCAGGUGGCUAAAUUUUCAACUCAGGAAAGGAUUAGUUAGUGAUGCCAUCGAGUCAUUUAUUCGUGCAGAUGAUGCCACACAAUUUUUAGAUGUUAUUCGUGCUGUUGAGGAUGCAGAUGUUUACCAGGACUUGGUGAGGUACCUUCUGAUGGUUAGACAGAAGGCUAAGGAGCCUAAAGUGGACAGUGAGCUCAUCUAUGCAUAUGCAAAGAUUGAUAGGCUAGGUGACAUUGAAGAAUUCAUUCUCAUGCCAAAUGUUGCAAAUCUCCCCAGUGUUGGUGAUCGCUUAUAUGAUGAAGCUCUAUAUGAGGCUGCAAAGAUUAUUUUUGCUUUUAUUUCCAACUGGGCCAAGUUGGCAAUCACACUUGUAAAGCUAAAACAGUUUCAAGGUGCUGUUGAUGCAGCACGAAAAGCUAAUAGCUCAAAGACAUGGAAAAAAGUAUCAUUUGAUGUUGACCCAUAUUUGUUCACUAAUUCUAUCAUCAUCCUCCUACACAUAUGUUCAAAGAAUCUAGUGUCAUUUGAUUUACAACUAUUGGCCAUUUCAUCGAACACAUUACAACCAAAAGGGGGGGGGGGGGAGAUUCCUGAACGGUGGUUGUCUGGCUGUGGUGGAUCGCUGGCAACGUUAAAACGAGUGAGAGCUCUGAUGAAGACGAGAUCCCCAAAUUUGGUGCAAAAAUCUGAUGAAGAACGACUCAAAAUUGGGGGAGAGAACUCUGAUGAGAGAGAAGCUUGCUGGGAGAAAGGGAUGAGGCAGAGUAGCGAGCAAAAUGGAGAGCCCGUUGGAGCAAAUUUUUUUGGAUUGACUCAAUAA